Molecule: messenger RNA, 1667 nt
Organism: Scheffersomyces coipomensis
Lineage: Eukaryota; Fungi; Ascomycota; Pichiomycetes; Serinales; Debaryomycetaceae
Exons: 1
Coding region: 376-1293 (305 amino acids)
Source: RefSeq, a predicted model, not a curated record
UAUAUAUGUUAUAUGUAGUUCAUUAACUAAUAGUUAUUAGCUUAACAGUUAUCAGUAUAGACAGAUAGAUAGAUAAAUACAGUAUAUAUACAGCCUCUUGCCUUAAUUACAGUGUGAAUUACUCCGAGGGAAGAAGAAACAUAAUCCCCCAAAAUCAAUAACAAUAAUAUGUAAAUAUCUGUUUCAGGUGUUAAGGUGACUCCACCUAGAAAGGGUGGUAUAAGUUAGAGUUCAUGAGUAGUCAUAAUAUCCAUUAUAGAUGAUUUAUAUAUAAUAUGUAGACAAUAUAAAUAGUGAUUGCAAUUAAUUGUCGUGGUGAUGUUUUCAUUCUGUUGCUUGUAGCGGCUAACAACCGAAUUAUCAAACAAAAAAAAUAUGUGCUACCAUAUCAACCCCAUAACUAUAUAUUACUUCUCUUCUUUUUUUAGAAUCACCAUUAAUCAACAUUUAACGUUAACUACAGUUACUACAGGGGUUAAAAUAAUGGUUACCAAACAACAAUUGGAUUCUUUACAUAAUGUUAAGAAUAUUCAUCAUCAUAAUCAUGACCAAUUAUUAUCAUCUUAUUUACCGCCAACUAUAUUUCCAUCAGAAUGGAUCAUCCCAUUCAUCCCAACAUCCUCCUCAUCUUCAUCGAAUUCAUCAAUGGAAUUAUUGGACUCUAAUUCGGUCUUGUCUCAUCCUAAUCAUCAUCCUCAUAAUCUUAAGAACCAUAUUGACGAUGAGAAAUUAUUAACUGAAAGUAUUCUUUCUUAUUUAUUAGAAUCACCAUCAUCAUCAAUUGAACCUCAAAUUCCAAAAUCAUUUAUUGAUGAUCAUAUGAUAAAUGAUUAUGAUGAUACUGUUAGAAAUUAUAAAUUACUGGAUCAUGGAUUUGAUUCGAAAUGUUCAAGUUUAUCUAAUUUAACUACCUUAUCCCGAUUAGAAAAUGAUCAUCAUUAUAAUGAGACUACUACAAAUUUUGAUAAUCAUGAAUUAACUAAAGAAUUGAAACUUCAAUUUAUAAAUGAAUCGGAAAUGUUUGGGGUUGAUGAUUCAUCAUUAUUAAUUAUGAAUGGCAAAGUUAAUUAUAAUCAAGAAUUAAUUAAAUUAAGUGAUAAUGAUGGUGUGGCUGCUGUUGUUGCAAAUAGUAAUAAUAAUAAUAAUAAUGAUGAUAAAGAGAGAGGUUCAACUGGUGGUAUUACUACUACAUUAGAUUUUAUUACUGAAACAAGACCAAGUAAAAGAUUCAGAUCCCAUUCUGCUGUUGAUCUUAAUUUCCCCAAAUUACCAUCUAAAAAGCAAAGAUUAUAAUAGUUAUAAUUAGAAGUAUAGUAUAGUAUAGUAUAAGAAUAAGAAUAAUACGCGUCUUAAAUAAUUUAAAUAGUCAAGGGACACGCCCCACCACAACAAAAAAUAAGUCCACACCAAAAUUGGAAAAUUAAACAAAAAAAGUUAUCUAUAACCACCAACUUCUACUUCAUUUGCCAUCUGAUACCAAUUCAUCAAAUUCAAUUGAAUAUCAAUCAAUCAAUCAAAUUACAAUGUUAAGACAAACUGUUCGUUCCUUCGCCACUACUCCUAUAAAAUCUGCCUUUGCUAGAGCUUCUAUCUUGGGUUCAGUUGGUGCUGUUAAUUUUAGAGAAACUAAAGAUGGAAAUAGAUUUAUUCAAUAUUCUUUAGCUGUU